This is a messenger RNA of Nothoprocta perdicaria, 627 nucleotides long. Its product is annotated as histone H2A type 2-C. The coding region runs from base 31 to 420 and encodes 129 amino acids. Gene Ontology annotation, molecular function: structural constituent of chromatin; protein heterodimerization activity; DNA binding. NCBI's taxonomy places the organism in Eukaryota, Metazoa, Chordata, Aves, Tinamiformes, Tinamidae. Gene Ontology annotation, cellular component: nucleosome. The record is from RefSeq and is a predicted model, not a curated record. The transcript has a single exon.
GGCGCUGCGUGUGACGGAGCGUAGGGCACUAUGUCCGGCCGCGGGAAGCAGGGCGGGAAGGCGCGCGCCAAGGCCAAGUCGCGCUCGUCGCGGGCCGGGCUGCAGUUCCCCGUGGGCCGCGUGCACCGGCUGCUGCGCAAGGGCAACUACGCGGAGCGCGUGGGCGCCGGCGCGCCCGUSUACCUGGCGGCCGUGCUGGAGUACCUGACGGCCGAGAUCCUGGAGCUGGCGGGCAACGCGGCGCGCGACAACAAGAAGACGCGCAUCAUCCCGCGCCACCUGCAGCUGGCCAUCCGCAACGACGAGGAGCUYAACAAGCUGCUGGGCAAGGUGACGAUCGCGCAGGGCGGCGUGCUGCCCAACAUCCAGGCCGUGCUGCUGCCCAAGAAGACCGAGAGCCACAAGGCCAAGAGCAAGUAAAGAGGAGCAGAGGGAGCGUUUCCACGUCAAAAGCAACUCAAAGGCUCUUUUUAGAGCCACCCACCUUAUCAAAAAAGGAGCUGUAGAACUAAAAAAAAAGGUUUCAGUGUUAGAAAAUAGAUGGUGUUUCUGAUGUCUGACUUGUAAGUAAUAUCAGUGAGCUGUAAAAAUUUCAAAACCGACAGAAAAAUAUAUGUUAAUCUUUGG